Myotis daubentonii (Daubenton's bat) is the source of this 1397-nucleotide messenger RNA. It is a transcript of the gene HTR1A, whose product is annotated as 5-hydroxytryptamine receptor 1A. The record is from RefSeq and is a predicted model, not a curated record. Gene Ontology annotation, cellular component: plasma membrane. Gene Ontology annotation, biological process: regulation of hormone secretion; regulation of behavior; regulation of vasoconstriction. Gene Ontology annotation, molecular function: G protein-coupled serotonin receptor activity. NCBI's taxonomy places the organism in Eukaryota, Metazoa, Chordata, Mammalia, Chiroptera, Vespertilionidae.
AUGGAUGUGCUCAGCCCCCGACAGGGCAACAACACUACGUCCUCCGAAGGUCCCUUCGGGACAAACGGCAAUGCCACUGGCAUCUCCGACGUGACCUUCAGCUACCAAGUGGUCACCUCUCUGCUGCUGGGCACCCUUAUCUUCAGUGCGGUGCUGGGAAACGCGUGCGUAGUUGCUGCCAUUGCUCUGGAGCGCUCCCUGCAGAACGUGGCCAACUAUCUGAUCGGCUCGCUGGCAGUCACCGACCUCAUGGUGUCGGUGCUAGUGCUGCCCAUGGCCGCGCUGUACCAGGUGCUCAACAAGUGGACGCUGGGACAGGUCACCUGUGACCUGUUCAUUUCCCUCGAUGUGUUGUGUUGCACCUCGUCCAUCCUGCACCUGUGCGCCAUCGCGCUGGACAGGUACUGGGCCAUCACGGACCCCAUCGACUACCUGAACAAGAGGACGCCCCGGCGUGCCGCUGCGCUCAUCUCGCUCACUUGGCUCAUUGGCUUCCUGAUCUCCAUCCCUCCCAUGCUGGGCUGGCGCACCCCGGAAGACCGCUCGAACCCCGACGCGUGUACCAUCAGCAAGGACCAUGGCUACACCAUCUACUCCACUUUCGGCGCUUUCUACAUCCCGCUGCUACUCAUGCUAGUUCUCUAUGGGCGCAUUUUUCGAGCCGCGCGCUUUCGCAUCCGCAAGACAGUGAAGAAGGUGAAGAAGAGAGCGGACACCCGGCCUGGGGCGUCGCCAGCCCUGCAGCCCAGGAAGAGCAUAAAUGGAGAGCCGGAGAGCAGAGGAUGGGGGCAGGGCGUGGAGAAUAGGGCCGGGGGCAGCCAGUGCGCCAAUGGAGCUGUGCGACAGGGCGAGGAUGGCGCAGCCCUGGAGGUGAUCGAAGUGCACCUGAUGGGCCACUCCAAAGAGCACCUGCCCUUACCCUGUGAGGCGGGUUCUCUCCCCUGUGCUCCCACCUCCUUGGAGAACAAAAAUGAGCGCAACGCCGAGGCAAAGCGCAAAAUGGCUCUGGCCCGCGAGAGGAAGACGGUGAAGACACUGGGCAUCAUUAUGGGCACCUUCAUCCUCUGCUGGCUGCCCUUCUUCAUCGUGGCCCUGGUCCUGCCCUUCUGCCAGAACAGCUGCCACAUGCCCAGUCUGUUGGGCGCCAUAAUAAACUGGCUCGGCUACGCCAACUCGCUGCUCAACCCUGUCAUUUACGCCUACUUCAACAAGGACUUCCAAAACGCCUUUAAGAAGAUCAUCAAAUGCAAGUUCUGCCGCGGAUGAUGAUGGGGGAGCAGCCGCCCAGUAGGCCCGCCCCAUCCACGUUGCCUCCCGCAACCCUCUGGAAUCAAUACUUAAGAUAACUUGCUGCUUUUUCUCUUUCUCAGUGGCUCCGCCUGCGGCUUCCAGACCUC